Molecule: messenger RNA, 3069 nt
Organism: Dermacentor silvarum
Lineage: Eukaryota; Metazoa; Arthropoda; Arachnida; Ixodida; Ixodidae
Product: solute carrier family 4 member 11-like
Biological process (GO): transmembrane transport; monoatomic ion homeostasis; monoatomic anion transport
Cellular component (GO): basolateral plasma membrane; plasma membrane
Molecular function (GO): solute:inorganic anion antiporter activity
Source: RefSeq, a predicted model, not a curated record
CCUGUCGGCUCAACGCCACCGGAGCUGUUCGGCAGCAGUCAGUGCUCGCCGCCGUGUCUACGAUACUCGUGACGAGUGGCACCGCAUAGUACAACUUGCCGACUUAGGCGUGAUGAGCAUCCGCGGUCUUCACUGGUCCUUCGGAGAGCCACCAGCAUCCCCAGCCGAUGCGUCUCGGGGCAGUGUGGUGACCUGUGGCCUCGGUGCGGUCUCUCCGGUUUCCGAGAUGGAGCCCGUGAGAAGCGAGUACCGAUGGUGUUACCGAGACGACCGAUGGCACCUAGAAAACGGUGACGGUGGCGAGGUGUCCCUGCUGUCAUCAAAGUUGGAGAUGGUUCCUAUGAAGGACUUCAGCAACGAAGUGCGAGCUUCCAUGGACGUCCGCCGUUUUCUCAAGGACGCCACGGUGAUACUUGACGUUCAGGAGACGACGCUGGAAGACGUCGUGAAUGCUGUCUUGGAGAAGGUUCUGGGAGGUGGUGAACCAGCAACAAAUGUUAGUGAAACCAAGCAAGCCUUUUUCAUAUCCGAACAAGUUGCCAUGCCAACGAGGACUAUCCAGGGCGUUUGCAGCUACGGCAAUGGGGACUUCGACUACGACCAGAGCUGGAUGUGUGUCAUGUGCUCCGUGCCAACGCUGCACAGGAAACGCGUGGCAGUGGCGCGCCUCAAACACCCGACCAACAUGGGUCGAACCUGUGGAGACGUCCGGUUUCUGAUCGCGGUGCUGACCCCGAGCAAGGAGAAGGGCACCAAGAACGCGCUGGAGACCGGUCGCACGUUCGCCACGCUGUUUGCGGACUCGGAGUUUCGUCAGAGGCUUUGGGAAGCGCGCUCGGCCGCGCAGUUUGCCGACGAGCUGUCCGAGCACGCUAGCCGCCUCGCUGCUGACCAGAGGGACACCCUGGCGCCCAAUGGUCGACCGCCAGACGCUGCGCAAGACAGUAAAGAACACAAGUGCACCAUUGCCCGAGGCUUGCGGGACGAUGUCCGGCGUCGGCUAUCCUACUACAUCAGCGACUAUGUCGACGGUAUCGUGGGUUCGCGGACGCUGUACAAGACGAUAUGUACCACGUUCUUCCUCUACUUCGGCUGCCUACUUCCGACCAUAGCAUUCGGAGCAUUAAACGACACCAACACACACGGCAAAAUUGACGUCAAAAAAUGCAUGGUCAGCCAGACCAUAGGCGGACUGGGCUUUGCACUCUUUAGUGGCCAACCGCUCGUCAUCCUGAUGACGACUGCGCCUCUCAGCCUGUACAUUAAAGUCAUCUAUGACAUUAGCCAGGACUUUGGCUUCGACUUCACCGCCAUGUACGCCUGUGUGGGCCUCUGGAACAGCUUCUUUCUCUUCGUUUAUGUCAUUUUCGACGUAAGCAAGGUCAUGAAAUGGUGCACAAGGUCUACCGAAGAAAUCUUCUCGCUCUUCAUCACGAUCGCGUUCUGCGUGGACGCCGGUCGAGACGUCUACAAGGACUUCUUGCACCACUACCUCGUGCCAGACUGUGCCGACACCGUCUGGGCAGCCGGUGGCCGCCUUCCUUCCAUCGCAGCCGUUAACAAUACCACCAGCGGCAUCAUUGACGCGGUGUUGGUGACCUCCCGCUGCCAGCGAGACACGAGUCUUCUUUUCCUGAUGCUCACGCUGGGCACGUGCAUGCUGGGCGUGACGCUGUACAACUUCAACAAGACCCCCUACCUGCAGACCUACCUGCGAAACCUGCUGUCCGACUAUGCGCUGCCGGUGGCUGUGGUCGUCUUCAGCUUCGUCGGCUCCUUCGUGUUCAAGGACGUUGAGACCGAACAAUUCCGGAUCACUGACGGCUACAACUUCGAACGGGCCAAAGUCGAGUCUCUUUCGGUGUCCGGAGUCUUCGGCGCCAUGGGUCUCGGCUUCGCCCUAUCCCUGCUGUUCUUCAUGGACCAGAACAUCUCCGCCGCCAUGGUGAACAACCCGAGCAACAAGCUACACAAGGGCAGCGCCUACCACCUGGACUUGCUCGUCGUGGGUCUGCUCAACGCGGGGCUCUCCGUGUUCGGGUUGCCCUGGAUGCACGGCGUGCUGCCGCACUCUCCUCUGCACGCCCGCUGCCUGGCCGACCUGGAGGAGCGAGUCGACCAGGGUCACGUGCACGAAGUCGUGGUGCGGUCUCGAGAGACGCGCCUCACCGGCAUCCUGUCACACGUGCUGAUCGGACUGUCGCUGCUCCUUCUCCCGUACCCGCUUUCCUACAUCCCGACUGCGGUCCUCGAUGGGCUCUUCCUUUACAUGGCCGUGACGUCCCUUAUAGGCAACCAAAUGUUCGAGCGCUUCACGCUGCUUUUCACCGAGCAGGCGGCGUACCCUCCAAACCACUACAUCCGGCGCUGCCCGCAGCGAAAGAUACACCUGUUCACAUUCUGCCAGCUAGUGCAACUCGCCGUGCUGUGCUUCUUUGGAUUCGCGCCCUGGCCCUACGUGCAGAUGGUCUUCCCCGUCAUCAUCCUCUUGCUCUUGCCGCUUAGGCAUAAAAUUAUCACCCUCUUUCUGGAUCGGAAAUAUCUGGCAGCCUUGGACGGCAAACACCAGUAGGACAUUAUUCAACGCAUCUGCAGCUGCCAGUGUGAACGAGAAGAAGCGUUCUUCAACCGGAAACGACACCAGUUGUAGGGGCUCUGACACGAAUAUGUGGCUCCCCUAGCGGUAGUCACGUCGUGAAAGUAAUGGAGCAUCCUGGCAGUUCUAGAGCUCUGAAGACCAGCGUUGAGCUGAAUGGUACAGGUGUCAAUCAGAAAACCAGCACAAGCAGCUGAGACCGACGCUGCAAACGAUUUCCAAUAGAAAUAGGAAGACGUAUUAUGCACUGGCAGGAUAGUUGGAACUUCCUAAUGCUGCUCGCCCUCUGGCUCAUACACGUGCAACGGCUCACUGCAGAUUCUAAUUUUCAGCUUUUUUUUUUUUUUGUUAUUUGAAUUCCCUGUUGCAGUAUGUUUCUUCUUGGUGCUGUUUCAGUGCAGCCAAGUCGCCACUGCUGUUCUCAUAACAAUGGGUAGCACGUGAACAUUAAACUUAGCACUGUCGGAUAGUGG